Molecule: messenger RNA, 2128 nt
Organism: Bradysia coprophila
Lineage: Eukaryota; Metazoa; Arthropoda; Insecta; Diptera; Sciaridae
Product: dihydrolipoyllysine-residue succinyltransferase component of 2-oxoglutarate dehydrogenase complex, mitochondrial
Biological process (GO): tricarboxylic acid cycle
Cellular component (GO): mitochondrion; oxoglutarate dehydrogenase complex
Molecular function (GO): dihydrolipoyllysine-residue succinyltransferase activity
Source: RefSeq, a predicted model, not a curated record
UGUAACCGCAUCACUUCUCCACCACUACUACUACCAUACACAGCUCACAUCACCUUUUCCGUUCGUGUGUGUCGGUUUUUCGGAUAGUAUCGAUAGUGUGCGUGCGUAUUUUUUUUGAGUGACAGUUUAGUUGAGGCCGCGCAGUGUUCUAAAGGAAAAAAUCGAAUCGUGUGUACACCAAAAUAAUUUCAAUAAAAUCAUAUAAAAUGGCAAGUUCUGUAAUAAUAACAUCACGAAAACUGCCCCGCGUUGUGUUCCGCCUUUCUGCAAAUUCAGCAUUUGCAAACAAUUAUGGGGUAAUAAACCGACAAUUCAGAACGUGCCAACGAGUACAACUGCUAUCGCAGGUCAACGAAUUUCAAGCGAACCUUCCAAUAUCAACUCAAUCUAAGAACAGAUACAUAACACCAUCGAGCUACCUCAAUAGUUCCCGAUCGUUCCAUCUGUCUUUUACUGCUCUUGAUGUAAUAAAAGUUCCACCGUUUGCCGAUUCCGUAUCUGAAGGAGACGUUAGAUUCACUUGUAAAAUUGGUGAUGAAGUCCAAGUCGAUCAAAAUGUUAUGGAAAUCGAAACAGACAAAACGACUGUCGGUGUACCUACGCCUGUGAGUGGUGUCAUCGAAGAAAUCUUUGUGAAAGAUGGUGAUACUGUGAAAGCCGGUCAAGAUCUAUUUAAAAUCAAAGCUGGACCAGUGAGUGGAAAAUCUGCAGCUCCAGCCCAAGCAGCAGAACCACCAAAACCAGUGCAAUCGGCUCCACCACCAGCUCCAAAACCUGCUGCUGCUGCACCUGCUCCACCUCCACCACCACCUCCAACAGCAAGAGCAACACCACCUCCUCCACCGCCAAGACCUCAAGCGCCUGCAUCAUCUGUACCAAUUGCAGCCAUUCGUCAUGCCCAAGCUGUUGAAGCUUCAGUCAAGGUGCCACCGGCAGAUUAUUCAAGAGAAAUAACCGGAACACGAACAGAACAGCGUGUAAAAAUGAAUCGCAUGAGACUAAAGAUCGCUUCCCGCUUGAAGGAUGCACAAAAUACAAACGCAAUGUUGACAACUUUCAAUGAAAUUGAUAUGAGUUCUAUCAUGGAAUUCCGCAAGUCUCAUUUAGAUGCAUUUGUUAAAAAAUAUGGAAUUAAACUUGGGUUUAUGUCAGUAUUUUCGAAAGCCGCCGCAUAUGCUCUACAAGAUCAACCCGUAGUUAAUGCCGUAAUUGAUGGACAGGAAAUUGUCUACAGAGAUUAUGUCGAUAUCUCAGUAGCUGUUGCUACACCGAAGGGCUUAGUGGUACCAGUCAUUCGAAAUGUUGAAAGCAAAAAUUACGCUGAUAUUGAAAUUGCCCUGGCUGCAUUGGGUGAAAAAGCGAAACGUGGUGCUAUUGCCGUUGAAGAUAUGGACGGCGGUACCUUUACGAUUAGUAAUGGUGGAGUUUUUGGAUCACUGAUGGGUACACCAAUUAUCAAUCCACCUCAAAGUGCAAUUCUUGGUAUGCAUGGUAUUUUCGAUCGUCCAAUUGCAGUGAAGGGCCAAGUGGUAAUUCGACCGAUGAUGUACGUUGCGCUGACUUAUGAUCAUCGUUUGGUCGAUGGUCGCGAGGCCGUUAUGUUCCUCCGUAAAGUAAAGGAAGCCGUCGAAGAUCCACGAAUUGUUUUGGCUGGCCUUUAAGUACUUGGAUCGAUCGUAAACUACUGCGCGAUCAAACAUUUGUAUUAAAAAUUUGCAAACAAAAACAAAAAUACUUUUUUCAGUUUAAUUUUACUUGCGUCGAAUUUUUCUUGUUAAAUAAUUUUAUUUAUUCGUCGAACUUACGUGAAAACAUAAAACUAAUUUAUCAUAACACACAAACUGUACAUUUUUUUUCGUUCUUUCUUUCUUCAUAAAAGUACGCGCGCUAGAUCCAUGCAUUGUUACUAUGAUUUUUUCCGUUGUACAUGAACUUAAUUUUUUAAUUUGACGUUGAUGCGAUUUCGUUAAUCGUUUUUGCACUGGAAAACAUUCAAAAUAUCCUAAAAGUAAACUAUAAAAAAACAAACAAAAAAUGUGAACAUAAAAUGUGUCACUCUACCACACAAACACACUCUGUCACUAAGUAUUGUAAGACUUUCUCUUAGUAAAGAAUCUUAAAUAAAUAA